This is a messenger RNA of Callorhinus ursinus (northern fur seal), 2455 nucleotides long. Lineage: Eukaryota; Metazoa; Chordata; Mammalia; Carnivora; Otariidae. The record is from RefSeq and is a predicted model, not a curated record.
CCGUACAUGACGCCGGUGCAGGAAAGAUGAGGAGGAAGCUGGAGAUGAAAGUUGGGAGUGCCGGGAACCCUGCCUUGGGACUGUAGUGCGGGGAGACCCAGUCCCUGCCAUCAGUGUUGGUAAUCAGGGGCUGUGCCAUCCACUGUGGGAGUCAGUAGACACAUGAGGCUCUUGAACACUUGAAAUAUGUCUGCAACCAUCCCUCUGUUCAUGAGAAACAAAGAUGUCGCUGCAGAGGCGGUCACAGGUAGUGGCAAAACACUCGCUUUUGUCAUCCCCAUCCUGGAAAUUCUUCUGAGAAGGGAAGAGAAGUUGAAAAAGAAUCAGGUUGGGGCGAUCAUCAUCACACCCACUCGGGAGCUGGCUAUUCAAAUAGAUGAAGUCCUGGCGCAUUUCACGAAGCCCUUCCCACAGUUCAGCCAGAUUCUCUGGAUUGGGGGCAGGAAUCCUGAAGAAGAUGUUGCAAGGUUUAAGGAACAAGGUGGGAACAUCGUUGUGGCCACUCCAGGCCGCCUGGAGGACAUGUUUCGGAGGAAGGCGGAGGGCUUGGAUCUGGCCAACUGUGUGAGGUCCCUUGACGUCCUGGUGUUAGACGAAGCAGACAGACUUCUGGACAUGGGGUUUGAGGCAAGCAUAAACACCAUCCUGGAGUUUUUGCCAAAGCAGAGGAGAACAGGCCUUUUCUCUGCCACUCAGACGCAGGAAGUGGAGAGCCUGGUGCGAGCAGGCCUCCGGAACCCUGUCCGGAUUUCGGUGAAGGAGAAAGGUGUAGCGGCCAGCAGCACUCAGAAAACUCCUUCCCGCCUGGAGAACUACUACAUGGUAUGUAAGGCAGAUGAGAAAUUUAACCAGCUGGUACAUUUUCUUCGAAAUCGUAAGCAGGAAAAACACCUGAUCUUCUUCAGCACCUGCGCCUGUGUGGAAUACUAUGGAAAGGCUCUGGAGGCCCUGGUGAAGCGUGUGAAGAUCAUGUGCAUUCAUGGGAAGAUGAAACACAAGCGCAAUAAGAUCUUCAUGGAGUUCCGCAAACUGCAAAGUGGAAUUUUAGUGUGCACGGACGUCAUGGCCCGAGGAAUAGACAUUCCUGAAGUAAACUGGGUUUUGCAGUACGACCCUCCCAGCAGCGCAAGUGCCUUUGUGCAUCGCUGUGGCCGUACAGCCCGCAUUGGCCGUGGUGGCAGCGCGCUCGUGUUCCUCCUUCCCAUGGAAGAGUCCUAUAUCAAUUUCCUUGAAAUUAACCAAAAAUGCCCCCUGCAGGAGAUGAAACUCCAGAAAAACACAGGAGACCUCCUUCCAAAGCUCAAGUCCAUGGCCCUGGCCGACAGAGCUGUGUUUGAAAAGGGCAUGAAAGCCUUUGUGUCCUACGUCCAGGCUUAUGCGAAGCACGAAUGCAACCUCAUAUUCAGAUUAAAGGAUCUUGAUUUUGCUCGUCUCGCUCGAGGGUUUGCCCUGCUAAGGAUGCCGAAGAUGCCAGAGCUGAGGGGAAGGCAUUUUCCAGAUUUCACGCCUGCGGAUGUUAACACAGACACCAUCCCAUUUAAAGAUAAAGUUAGAGAGAAGCAGAGGCAGAAACUCCUGGAGCAACAAAGAAAAGAGAAGAGAGAAAAUGAAGGCAGAAAAAAAUUCAUAAAAAAUAAAGCUUGGUCAAAGCAGAAGGCCAAAAAGGAGAAGAAGAAAAAAAUGAAUGAAAAAAGGAAGAGAGAAGAGGGUUGUGAUAUUGAAGACGAGGACAUGGAGGAACUUCUCAACGACACGAGGCUCUUGAAAAAGUUUAAGAAAGGCAAAAUUACUGAAGAAGAAUUUGAGAAGGGGUUGUUUUCAAGUGGCAAGAGAACAGUCCCGACAGCAGAUCUGGGGAUCCCUGAUUCGGAAGAGGACUGCUGACCUUGGCCCCAGGGCACACACAAGUGCAGGGAUCAUGGCGAGCGGCCCCGCACAGCGCCACGUGCUUUCAUUGUGCGCCAUACUGCAGCCGGCACCCAAGCGAGCCAUGUUCACACUGGGGACGGGGUCGGGAGGGGGCCUACACUUCACACUCAUGACUGUUUUAUGAAAACCACACCAGCCUUUAAGGCCAACGGAAGAGUGUAAGACUGAGUGUAAAUAACAGAGGUCAGUAUUUAUUUUGAUGGGUCACAUCUUAAUUAAAGCUCAUUUUUCUGUGGCUAUUUUAUACUUAUUUUCUAACAUAAAGAUACUGAGGUAUACUUGAUUUUUGGCUUUUUAAGUUUCCUUAGUGUUUUCAGGCACCUGACCUUCGUUGGUGUCCCUACCCCUGGACUUGAGUUCUCUCUCCGAGGAACUGCACAGAACACCUGCGUGGGGCAGCUGCUAUUGCUGGGGUUUUCUUCUCUUCGAAGAAUCGUCCCCACCACAGUUUUGGCGGGGGAAGGAAGCAAGUCAUAUUCUAGGGGAAAAAAUUAUGCUUUGUGUCGAAUAAACUAUUUCCUUCCAA